This is a messenger RNA of Kluyveromyces lactis, 4158 nucleotides long. RefSeq names its product L-aminoadipate-semialdehyde dehydrogenase (gene LYS2). Gene Ontology annotation, molecular function: phosphopantetheine binding; L-aminoadipate-semialdehyde dehydrogenase [NAD(P)+] activity. The record is from RefSeq and is a predicted model, not a curated record. NCBI's taxonomy places the organism in Eukaryota, Fungi, Ascomycota, Saccharomycetes, Saccharomycetales, Saccharomycetaceae. Bases 1 to 4158 code for a protein of 1385 amino acids. Gene Ontology annotation, biological process: L-lysine biosynthetic process. The transcript has a single exon.
AUGUCUGCAUUAAAGGACUGGGCUAUUAAGUUGGAUAACCCAACAAUCAGCGUGUUACCUCAUGAUUUUUUAAGACCACAACAGCAGCCUCUAGUUAAGCAAGAAAGUUUGUCUUUCCAAUUACCGCAGUUAGAAGUUCCUCAUGGUAGAGAUCCAUAUACCAUUAUUUUGGCUGCUUGGGCCAGUAUCAUUUACAGAUUGACUGGUGAUGACGACAUGGUGCUUUUGGUAAGAGGUGCCAAAGCUAUAAGAUUUACCAUUCAAGCUACUUGGUCGUUUACUGAAUUAUACGACGUCGUAUCUAAUGAAUUGGAAACGGUCAAAUCGUUGGAAUCGGUUAAUUUCGACGAACUAUCAGAACAUGUGAAGGCUCAAAAUGAGCUAGAAGUAUUACCACAAUUUUUCCGUCUCGGAUUCGUUGAUCAAGAAGAUUUCAGCUUAACCACUUAUCAAAACUCGUUGUUGGAUACCGUACUCACUUUGAACAGUUCAAACCAGUUGCAAAUUGUCUACAAUUCAUUGCUUUAUUCUAAGGAUAGAAUUACAAUCUUGGUCGAUCAGAUUACUCAAUUUGUAUCGCAUGUCUUAAAGGAUGAUACUACAUCUAUUACCAAGAUAACGUUAAUCACUGAAUUAUCCAAGUCUUCUAUUCCAGACCCAACCAAGAAUUUGGGUUGGUGUGAUUUCCGUGGUUGUAUCCACGAUAUUUUCCAAGACAACGCCGAGAAGUUCCCAGAAAGAACAUGUGUUGUUGAAACACCUGCCUCUGGCCAAAGCGAAUCUCGUUUGUUCACCUAUGAACAGAUAAAUUAUGAUUCGAACAUCAUUGCGCACUAUCUAAUAAACACUGGGAUUAAGAGAGGUGAUAUAGUCAUGAUUUACUCUUCUCGUGGUGUUGAUUUGAUGUGCUGUGUUAUGGGUGUCUUGAAAGCUGGUGCUACUUUCUCCGUCAUUGAUCCUGCUUAUCCACCUGCAAGACAAACAGUAUAUUUAGACGUGGCAAAGCCAAAGGGUUUGGUAGUCAUUAGAGCAGCUGGCGAAUUAGACCAGUUCGUGGAGGACUUUAUCGCCAAAGAAUUGGAGGUCGUCUCCCGUAUACCGUCUAUUGCAAUCCAGAAUGAUGGAUCCAUUGAAGGUGGUAAGCUACAAAACGAAGAGAACGAUUGUCUUGCCCCAUAUGAAGGUUUGAAGGAUAAAAGAACAGGUGUUGUAGUCGGACCUGACAGUAACCCAACUCUAUCAUUCACUUCUGGUUCUGAAGGUAUUCCAAAAGGUGUUCUAGGAAGACAUUUUUCACUAGCGUACUACUUUGAUUGGAUGGCAAAGGAAUUCAGUCUAUCAGAAAAUGAUAAAUUCACUAUGCUCAGUGGUAUAGCUCAUGACCCAAUUCAAAGAGAUAUGUUCACCCCACUGUUCUUAGGUGCUCAGUUGCUUGUUCCAACUCAAGAUGAUAUCGGAACACCAGGUCAAUUAGCUUCAUGGAUGGCCAAAUAUGGGGCUACCGUCACACAUUUGACUCCUGCUAUGGGUCAGCUAUUGGCUGCUCAAGCAACCACACCAUUCCCAAAGUUGCAUCAUGCUUUCUUCGUUGGUGAUAUCUUGACUAAGAGAGACUGCUUGAGACUCCAAACUUUAGCCGAAAACGUUAAUAUUAUUAACAUGUAUGGUACCACUGAAACACAACGUGCAGUCUCUUACUUCACUGUCAAAUCAAGGUCUGAGGAUCCACAGUUCCUACAAAAGUUGAAGGAUGUCAUACCUGCCGGCAAAGGUAUGUAUAAUGUGCAACUUCUUGUUGUCAACAGACAUGAUAGAACUCAAAUUUGUGGGGUAGGAGAAGUUGGUGAAAUAUAUGUACGUGCUGGAGGCUUAGCUGCCGAAUACCGUGGUUUACCAGAGGCAAACAAAGAGAAAUUUAUCAACAACUGGUUCGUGGAAGAGGGCCAUUGGAAAUCCUUAGAUAAGGAUAAUGGUGAACCUUGGAGGGAAUUCUGGCUUGGGCCAAGAGAUAGAUUAUACAGAACUGGUGAUUUGGGCCGUUACUUACCAGAUGGCAAUGCUGAAUGUUGUGGCCGUGCUGAUGAUCAAGUUAAGAUUAGAGGUUUCAGAAUUGAAUUAGGGGAAAUCGACACCCAUAUCUCCCAGUAUCCUCUUGUCCGUGAAAACAUCACAUUAGUUCGUAACAACGGCGAUGGCGAAAAGACUUUGAUUACAUUCAUGGUGCCAAGAUUUGAUAAACCAGAAGAGCUAUCAAAACUAUCAUCGGAAGUUCCAGAAAUAGUAUCUAAGGAUCCAGUUGUCCGCGGUUUGAUUGGUUAUCGUCAUUUAGUUAAGGAAAUUAAGGAAUUUUUGAAAAAGAGAUUAGCAAACUAUGCCAUUCCAACAGUGAUUGUUGUAUUAGAUAAACUACCAUUGAAUCCAAAUGGUAAGGUUGACAAACCCAAGUUACAAUUCCCAACUGCUAAACAACUAAAUCUCGUUGCGGAAAAUUCUUCUGUCGAGAUAGACGACUCAGAGUUCACUGAAACUGAAAGGGAGGUUAGAGACCUUUGGUUAGGUGUCUUACCUUCCAGACCCGCCACAAUUUCUCCAGAAGACUCUUUCUUUGACCUUGGCGGUCACUCUAUUCUUGCUACCAGAAUGAUUUUCGGAUUGAGAAGCACAUUGGAAGUCGAGCUUCCUCUAGGAACAAUCUUCAAAUAUCCAACUAUCAGAGCCUUUGCGGGAGAAGUUGACAGAGUGAAGAAUUCAUCAUCUUCAGAAGGUGACGAGAUCAAAACAGCAGAUUACGCCAAUGACGCAAAGAAGCUUGUUGAUUCAAUGCUACCAACCGAAUAUCCAUCUCGUGAAGCUUUCGCUGAUCCUGAAUCUUUAUCGGCUAAGAAAAAUAUAAACGUAUUUGUAACAGGUGUUACUGGAUUCUUGGGAUCCUACAUCCUAGCAGACCUCCUCAAUCGCCCGACCUCUUCCUACAAUAUUAAGGUUUUUGCCCAUGUCAGAGCUAAAACUGAGGCUGCUGGUUUUAACAGGUUAAAACAAGCUGGUAUAACUUAUGGUACUUGGUCAGAUUCUUUCAUAAAUAGAAUUGAGGUUGUGUUAGGUGACCUUUCUAAGGAGAAGUUCGGUUUGCCAGAAGGCACUUGGAGCAACUUGGUCAACGAAAUUGACGUUAUCAUUCACAACGGUGCCUUGGUUCAUUGGGUAUAUCCGUACUCAAAGCUCAGAGACCCUAAUGUUGUUGCAACUGUCAAUGUUAUGUCUCUUGCCGCUUCAGGUAAGGCCAAAUACUUUACGUUUGUUUCCUCUACUUCCACAAUUGAUACCGAACAUUACUUUUCAUUAUCUGAUAAGUUAGUGUCGGAGGGAAAGUCUGGUAUCCUAGAAGCUGACGACUUAUCAGGAUCUGCUGUCGGGUUAACUAGUGGAUAUGGUCAAUCUAAAUGGGCCGCCGAAUAUAUCAUAAGAAGAGCGGGGGAGCGUGGUCUUCGCGGCUGCAUUGUUAGACCAGGUUAUGUUACCGGUGCCUCAUCCAAUGGGUCGUCCAAUACUGAUGAUUUCUUGUUAAGAUUCUUAAAGGGGGUGGUACAGUUGGGUCAAAUCCCUAACAUCAGCAACACAGUUAAUAUGGUACCUGUUGAUCAUGUAGCACGUGUUGUAACAGCCAGUGCUUUCAAUCCUCCUAACGAACAUGAGCUAGCUGUUGCACAUGUAACGGGCCAUCCGCGUAUCCUAUUCAAAGAUUAUCUAUACCAAUUGAAGAAGUAUGGCUACAACGUUGAAAUUCAAGAAUAUGCAGACUGGAAGUUAUCUCUUGAACAUUCUGUAAUCGCAAGAGGUGAAGAUAAUGCCUUGUAUCCAUUGUUACAUAUGGUAUUGGAUGGCUUAGCGGAGAACACCAGGGCUCCUGAAUUAGAUGAUACAAAUGCGACUUCAUCCUUGCAAAAAGAUAAAAAAUGGACAGGUGUUGACGUUUCUUCAGGGAAAGGAGCUACCCCAGAACAAAUCGGUAUUUAUAUUGCCUUUUUGAAUAAGGUAGGCUUUUUGCCUCCUCCACCAACGACUGGUGAAUUGAAUUUACCUCAAAUAUCAUUGUCUGAAGAGCAAAUCAAGCUAGUUUCUUCAGGAGCUGGUGCUCGUAGUAGUUCCGCUGCUGCUUGA